This is a messenger RNA of Culex pipiens pallens (northern house mosquito), 1563 nucleotides long. RefSeq names its product protein artichoke. Gene Ontology annotation, molecular function: protein binding. The transcript is spliced from 5 exons. The record is from RefSeq and is a predicted model, not a curated record. Bases 1 to 1563 code for a protein of 520 amino acids. Lineage: Eukaryota; Metazoa; Arthropoda; Insecta; Diptera; Culicidae.
AUGAUCGCCGCUUGGGAUAGACCGGGCCGGCCAAGAUGUAACAUUGAAGCAGUUGGCAACAACAGCCAGUAUGGAUUCAUCGCCGUCGACUGCGAACGAACCGCCCUCACGGGAGGAAUCCCGGCCGGCCUGCCGAUCAUCUCCUUCUCGCAUCGCAGCAGUGGACAUCAGGCGAUUCCAGAUCUAUCGAUGCUGAGUGCUUCCAUUAGGAGGUUGGAUUUCUCAAACAAUGGGAUCCGCAAUCUGCCGGACAAGGCCUUUUCGCCGGUCGGGGAAUACAUCACCGAGCUACGUUUGGCAAACAACUUGCUGGGAGAUAAUUUGAAUCCGAUCUUCUCGACCACCGAGCUGCAGACGCUGAAGAACGUGAAGGUGCUCGAUCUUUCCAACAACCAGCUGAUGGCGCUGGACGAAGGAGUCUUCAUCGGGUGUCGCAAGCUGCAGGACAUCCAGCUGGACGGAAACAAGCUUACCGCCGUUCCUGCGUCCUCGUUCAAGGAUCUACCCUCGUUGAGGAUCAUUUCGCUGCGCAACAAUCUGAUCGAGAACGUGUCCUCGGAUUCGUUUGCCUUCUCCAAUAAACUGGAGCGCAUCGAUCUGCGCUACAACAGAAUUCACAUGCUGAGGGCGAACGCUUUCUCCAACCUGCAGACGAUGAAGGAACUGCUGCUAGCAGGAAACUUGAUCAGUGUAAUCGACGAGCGCGCCUUCAUGGGUGCGGACAUGAUUCAGAAGCUUGAUCUUUCCGACAACUUGAUUGGAGAGUUCCCAACGGCCGCUCUCAGCUCGAUCGAGUCUCUGAAAGUGUUGAAUCUUUCGCUGAACAACAUCGAUAAACUAGAAUCGAAGCAUCUGCAACAGCUUAGAAAUCUGCAGAUUCUCGACAUAAGCAGGAACGUAAUCGCAUCCGUUCUUCCAGGAACAUUCCGUGAGCAGAUCUUGCUUAAAUACCUCGACCUCAGUCUGAACUCGCUUCGAACGAUCGAAGAUGAUGCAUUUGAAGGACUGGACAAUCUGCAGACGCUGAUCUUGCGUGAUAACAACAUCCUUCUCAUCCCAGGAAGCGCCCUUGGACGACUUCCCCGACUAUCCAACCUGUACUUGGACUACAACCGAGUAGCUGCCCUGUCUUCCAGCAUCCUGAAGUCAAUCCAACCAGAAAACAUCAGAUACCUCUCACUAUCCCGUAACGUAAUCCGAGAACUUCCCGCCAACAGUUUCACUUCGUUCAAGAAGUUGAUCUACCUCGACAUUUCCGGAAACAGCUUGGGAGUGAUCAACGAGGAUACCUUCGCCGGGCUGGACAACACCCUGCUCGAGAUCAAGAUGUCGUACAACAAGAUUUCAACGUUCCGCAAAACCGUACUGCCAAAACUACGGCGACUGGACAUUAGCUCGAACAGCAUCGAUGAUCUCGCCAUUGAUGCCUUCCACGGAUUGAGCAACCUCCUGUACUUGAACAUGAGUGGAAACGAACACGUGCUGCAGGUCACGCGAACCAUGAUCUACCCGCUCAACAAGCUGCAGGUCCUCGACGUAAGCAACUGUGGAUCGUCUUACUGA